Liolophura sinensis is the source of this 658-nucleotide messenger RNA. Its product is annotated as small ribosomal subunit protein eS7-like. Lineage: Eukaryota; Metazoa; Mollusca; Polyplacophora; Chitonida; Chitonidae. The transcript is spliced from 7 exons. The record is from RefSeq and is a predicted model, not a curated record. The coding region runs from base 22 to 603 and encodes 193 amino acids. Gene Ontology annotation, molecular function: structural constituent of ribosome. Gene Ontology annotation, biological process: ribosomal small subunit biogenesis; rRNA processing; translation. Gene Ontology annotation, cellular component: cytosolic small ribosomal subunit; small-subunit processome; 90S preribosome.
UUCUGUCGCCGCCUCAGCAAGAUGUAUUCGGCGAGCGCUAAAAUAGUGAAGCCUCAAGGCGAGAAGGCUGAUGAUUUUGAGUCAUCAAUCUCCCAAGCUCUUCUGGAGCUGGAGAUGAACAGUGAUCUGAAGGCACAGCUCAGAGAGCUCUACAUAACUGGUGCCAAGGAAAUUGACAUUCAGGGGAAGAAGGCCAUCAUCAUUUUUGUGCCAGUACCACAGUUGCGUGCCUACCAAAAGAUCCAGACCAGACUUGUGCGGGAACUCGAGAAAAAAUUCAGCGGCAAGCAUGUUGUAUUUAUUGCCCAGCGCCGCAUUUUGCCCAAGCCUACGAGAAAAUCGAGGAGAAAGAGCAAACAAAAGAGGCCAAGAAGUCGUACUCUGACAAGUGUUCACGACAACAUUCUUGACGACCUGUGUUUCCCAGCCGAAAUCGUUGGCAAGAGGAUUCGCAUAAAGCUGGAUGGGUCUCGGCUCAUCAAGGUUCACCUUGACAAGGGACAGCAGACCAACAUUGAACACAAGUUGGACACCUUCACAGCCGUCUACAAGAAGUUAACAGGAAAAGACGUCAAUUUUGAAUUCCCUGAGUUUGUCCUGUGAGCAAAAUGUGAAGGCUGUAACAUUUAUGAGAAUAAGAAAAAAAUCCGUGCUGAAA